Messenger RNA from Batrachochytrium dendrobatidis JAM81, 555 nucleotides. RefSeq lists its product as uncharacterized. The transcript has a single exon. The record is from RefSeq and is a predicted model, not a curated record. Bases 1 to 555 code for a protein of 184 amino acids. NCBI's taxonomy places the organism in Eukaryota, Fungi, Chytridiomycota, Chytridiomycetes, Rhizophydiales.
AUGCAACAAUAUUGGACAGUAAGCGAGGGAAACUCUGUACGCCGAUGGACAUGCAGGGAAUGUCGUAAAGAUAUUCAUAUUGGUGAUCACAUUAUAGUGCGUGAUGGUCGCAAGAUUCGAUUAGCUUACCAUCCAGAGUGUUUCUCUGGUGAUGCAGAUCCACGCACACAAAAGAGUUCGUCCUAUUAUGAUUCCAGAUGGCCUGAUACUUGCUUCAGGGACCAUGCACCGGAAUUCAAAGGUCAUGGCAAGUGGAGUGUCAUUUCUUAUGGAUACCAACCUAUAUCUGCACCCGUGUUGGGAUCGUCAAGUGUAAAAUCACUAAAGCAUUUGAAUCAAUCCGACUUCCAUCAUCGAGCAAGUAUCCCAUCAUCCAGCGCGAUCGGUCCAUUACAGUCUGUCGAACAACGACUGUCCAGUACCUCAAAAACAAAACUGCGUCAUCUAUCAGAGCCAAAUAAUCUUAAUGCUAAAAGUGCACCGAGACCAGAUAUUCAGUGGGGAUUUGCUAGAAAAGAAGUGGACAAUGUGCCAAAAACGUCCAAUCGGCAAUAA